Molecule: messenger RNA, 567 nt
Organism: Penicillium chermesinum
Lineage: Eukaryota; Fungi; Ascomycota; Eurotiomycetes; Eurotiales; Aspergillaceae
Exons: 1
Coding region: 1-567 (188 amino acids)
Source: RefSeq, a predicted model, not a curated record
AUGCAGACUCAGUCAUUUGCCGCCAACCUCCAGCUUGCCAAAUACAACAUUCACUCACACGAUCUCCUGCUGCCUAGCAGCCACGAAACAGACGAAGACCAACUCCAACUCCUUUCUUAUAAUCCUACCCCAUACUUCCUCUUCUUCAUCAACGCAACCCAUUUCAAGGAGGAAUUCUUCAACUUAGAAAGCCGAAAACGAUUUCGCUUUUUCAAUCAGAACACUUUGCUCAUUAUGGCACCACGGCUAGAGCACGCAGCCGCUGCAGCCAGCAUCGGUAUGGAAAUCACUGGAUGGAUUAUGGGGAUGAAUCUUCAAUCUCAGGUUAUCCCUUCGAUCGGACAUGGUGUUUCGGCUAGAGAUGUUCCGAACGAGGAAAAAGUCCCCGACGGCGCAUUCGGACCAGUGAGAACUCCCUCUGGUUUCCCAAAACGAAGACCUUCCAUUACGAUCGAAGUCGGCCUAUCCCAAACCCUCCCACGUCUUGAGGAUACUGCCAAAUGGUGGCUUAAUCCGACGAAAAGGGGACGCAGCAGCUUGCAUAACCUGCAAAAUCGAUCGAACUAA